Molecule: messenger RNA, 1479 nt
Organism: Trametes versicolor FP-101664 SS1
Lineage: Eukaryota; Fungi; Basidiomycota; Agaricomycetes; Polyporales; Polyporaceae
Product: DUF1630-domain-containing protein
Exons: 9
Coding region: 16-1479 (487 amino acids)
Cellular component (GO): recycling endosome
Molecular function (GO): guanyl-nucleotide exchange factor activity
Source: RefSeq, a predicted model, not a curated record
CGCGCGCCUCGUCCCAUGCACAGAACAAGGCUAAGCUUGGACGGCCUUGCCAUGGGCUCGGAGAAGGUAGCGAAGCUUCGCAGAUGGAUACUGGGCCUAGCGACAGUGAACUUCGACCUCGAGGUCGGCCCGAAGAUCACGAGUGUAUACCCUCCGCUGAGUCUGUCACACACAGAGGCCCAGAAUAUAGCCUUCUCCUCCUUCCCUGAUUCCUCUCAUUUCGACGAGGGGUCGCAGACGCACUCCUUCAGGAUACGUUUGCGAGAUACUACGGAAGCAGAAGUCUGGUACAGUGACGCACCUCGACCUGCCACUAUUGACGGAUUCCUAUAUGGGUUUUCCUGCUUCACACGGACGAAGGACGCUUCUUCGAAGCGCGGAUACCAACAAACCUCGACGGUGAUCCUAACUCACCUCGCAUACCCCUCACUUUUCUAUACCCUCAUAUCCAAACUCGGACCAUCUUUCAUGAAUCAUGGCGGGCCCAUGCUGGAGGCGGCGUGUCAUAAUAUCGCCAAUUGGCCGGAUCCUGUACUGGGGACCACAGUAGAGCUAGGAUUUCUUGGGGCCGUCAUACACGCGGAAAUCCCACAAGCUAUCGAGACCCAGCAAGCCAUGUCCACCAUACCACCUGCUCACAUGGGGGAAACAGAUAUCCAGAUGCUGGUCUCCGUUUGUCCCGCUGGACCUCCAAUCUUGUACCAAUUCGAGGCCGUCGUCACCCAUCUAUGGUCUAUAUGGGAAUGCGUCGUCCUAAGCGAACCCAUGCUCAUCUUCGGGUCGUCACCAGCAGCAACGAGCAUUGCCGUGUGGUGGCUUCGAGACCUGCUGCGUCCGAUCCCACUCUCUGGCGACUUUCGCCCAUUCUUCACCAUACACGACGCGGACCACACUUCCCUCGUGAACCCGCGACCGCCUAAGGCAGGCCUGCUACUGGGGGUGACGAACCCAUACUUCGAGCGGGCCUGUAAGCAUUGGCCACACGCGCUCAGUCUGGGUCGGCAGGUCCCCAGCCGGGAACGGGGUGAGAAGAGCCCUACCAUGAUUGGUCCCACGCCAGGAUGGAGAACUACGCAUAAGCGAUAUACGUCUCGAGACCAUACACUCAUGAAACAGCUAGAACAGGCAUGUCGUGGCUCAGAGCCGGACAAACAUCACGCAUCUGAAGCACUCCGUCAACACUUCACCUCGAGGACCACGGCACUACUCGUGCCGUUGCAGCGCUAUCUACAGUCGCUCAUCCCUACACCAAGCGAGUCUCGGUCGAACCUCCACGAUCCGGGACGAUUGAAGCCUUUCAAUGAUGCGGCGUUCUUUGCGUCACUGAAGGCUCAUGGGUCGCCCCUGCCUUUCAAGAGCAACGCGAAGCAGAAGGAAUUCUAUGAAAGGUGGUUGAGGACGCCUGCCUUCGGUCUUUGGCUGGCAAGACAGGAAGAGGUUGUGCAGGGGGUGUUGAAGGGCAUGAUGAAUUUGAAGUAG